This is a messenger RNA of Laccaria bicolor S238N-H82, 384 nucleotides long. RefSeq lists its product as uncharacterized. The coding region runs from base 1 to 384 and encodes 127 amino acids. The transcript has 2 exons. Lineage: Eukaryota; Fungi; Basidiomycota; Agaricomycetes; Agaricales; Hydnangiaceae. The record is from RefSeq and is a predicted model, not a curated record.
AUGUCUCGAUGUCCGCGAAACGGGGGUACGCUGAAUCUGCAAAGUACCCCAGCGCAGCCUCCCGCUGCUGCUUCUCAGAACACCCAGAACCCACUAAACCCGCAGCCUCGCGUCCCGCGAACUCACACUUCUCCAGCAAUCAUUCAAUUGUUGAAAAAUCUCUCUCUCCCUAAUAUUUUGCAAAAGAAUAAGGGGAUUGAUGCCGAAAAUGAUGCCAGAUCUGCCAAGACCCUGAACAACGCUCUGGACCCGGUCGCUCAUCCUCAACCGGGAUCAGAAGUUGCUUCCUUGAUCACCAUCGAUCCCGAGGAUCUUGCCCGAUUGAGGGUCCCUUCGAAAUUUAUGGCAUAUUUAGCUGAAAACCUGGUCUUGAACUGGUUGUAA